AUGUUGUCAAGUCGCCAUGACGCAUUGAGCGUAUCAGGUAUCGGGAACCGAGCAAGAGGAGAGCCGAAGAACUCAGCAUCUGGUAACAAUGCCGAAUGGUCGUCUGGUGACCAAGCUUAUAAUAUCACUCAGUUCCUAUUGGAAGUGAUGAAGAAGGACUCUCACCUUUUCCAAAACAGUCCCUCGCUAACCUUACCAAAAUUUAAGUCUAACGAAGUGUCGCUGGAAAAGAAUCUUGGGCAGGGGGAAUUUGGAGUCGUAUUUUCGAUAGAUGCGAUUCAUACCAAGGUUGACGAAGAAGAAGAAGAAGAGACACCCAAACAUGAUCGGCGCUCGGUGUCUCCUGAAAACGAGACCAGCGCAACCGAUGACGAAACUGAGACGGCAGACGACAGCCUCCGGAUUGAUGACAACCCUCAUCAGAACGACGAGCCCUUGGCAGUCGAGAUUUUUAUGGAUUGUAAAGGAAUCGGUCUCAAGGGUGCCCUCCCUCCCGGUCUUGAGCAACGAGACCUGGAGCUCUUGCUAGAGCCCAAUGUUUCGAAAGGUUACAUGCGUAAACAUAUCAUGCGGGGUGGAAUGUCUCGAUACGCCAUCAAACGACUAAAGAAGGAUUUGAGAGGACCCACAUUAACCCAAGCCACAGCCGAUUUGGCUUCUGAAGCCAACUUUCUAAUGACGCUUCGCCAUCCUAACAUUUGUAGGAUGAGAGGAACCAUUGGAGAGCCUGGAAAGAGAGGAUUUUCCAUUGUAAUGGACCGCCUGACCCUGACGCUUCGGGAGAAGAUGGUGGAAUGGAAGAAAAAAGACGAUAGUGGGUCGCUCUUUUCCAAACUGAAGAAGAUACUUGGGAACCAAUCAAAGAGCAAGCUAGAAGAAAAGCUGAUGUUCCAAAGAGAGAUCUAUGGAGAAAAGCUAUUGGCAGCAUAUGAUGUUGCAAGAGCACUCCGAUACCUGGCCGAUCAUUCCAUUGUCUUUCGAGACCUAAAGCCUGAGAAUCUUGCUUUUGAUCUGCGUGGAGACUUGCGUCUAUUCGACAUGAAAUCUCCUGGAAUGUACAAAAUGACAGGUCAGACAGGAAGCCGUCGAUACAUGGCGCCUGAAGUCAUGGUGUACAAGGAUUACGGUUUGGCUGUUGAUGUUUACUCCUUUGCAAUCAUGUUUUGGGAGAUGAUGUCAAAUCGCGAUGCAUACUUUUACAUGGGUCCUGAGAAGCACUUUGAGACGGUUGUUACGCGAAGGAAACGACCCAAUCUGAAGAAGAUGAUUUCGAAGAAAGUAGCUCCACAAGGUUCGAUUAUGUGUGGUUUGAUUGAGAAAUCUUGGUCACAUGAUCCCAGCAAACGACCAGGAAUUCAAAAGAUAUGUGAGGAACUCUUCUCUGAGAUUAUAAGUGUAUCCAAUGAAGAAGGCAAAGCAGUCGAUCGAUCUUCACAUCUCGCAGCUGGAAGCCUAAAGAGUCGGAUUGACGAACCUUUGUGGUGUUGA
Molecule: messenger RNA, 1488 nt
Organism: Cylindrotheca closterium
Lineage: Eukaryota; Bacillariophyta; Bacillariophyceae; Bacillariales; Bacillariaceae
Source: the annotation of a GenBank genome assembly